CUACGCCCAGGGUCGCCUGGGCAGUCUUGGAAGCAGAGAAAACGGGAAUCCGAGUCCCUGUGUGGCGUCCAGCACGCGUAUGAACGAGCUCUAGACGCAGAAUGAAGGAGGUGAAGAGCGAGCGGGAGCGGGGGAGCCGGCGAAGGCACCGGGAGGAGGACACGGUGGCGGCGGUGGCCACGGUGGUGGUCCCCAGCCAAAAAGAAAAACAAGUCCUCAGGGAGAAGAAGCAAGUCCCCUCGGAGUAAGAGAAGUCGAAGUCCUCAUCAUUCAACGGUCAAAGUGAAGCAGGAACGUGAGGAUCAUCCUCGGAGAGGACGAGAGGAUCGGCAGCAUCGGGAACCGUCGGAACUAGAACACCGGAGAGCUAGGAACAGUGACCGAGACAGACACCGGGGCCAUACCCACCAAAGGAGAAGCUCCAGCGAGAGGCCUGGGAGUGGACAGGCUCAGGGACGGGAUCGAGACAUUCCGAACCUGCAGGCUCAGGAAGAAGAGCGGGAGUUUUACAAUGCCAGGCGCCGGGAGCAUCGCCAGAAGAAUGAAGUUGGUGGCAGUGGUAACGAGUCUCAGGAGUUGGUUCCUCGACCUGGUAGCAAUAAUAAGGAAAAAGAGGUGCCCGUUAAAGAAAAACCAAGUUUUGAACUUUCUGGGGCACUUCUUGAGGACACAAACACCUUCCGGGGUGUAGUCAUUAAAUAUAGCGAGCCCCCAGAAGCACGUAUCCCCAAAAAACGGUGGCGUCUCUACCCUUUUAAAAAUGACGAGGUGCUUCCCGUCAUGUACAUCCAUCGACAGAGUGCGUACCUCCUGGGUCGGCAUCGCCGCAUCGCAGACAUUCCCAUUGACCAUCCCUCCUGUUCGAAGCAGCACGCCGUCUUUCAGUAUCGGCUUGUGGAGUACACCCGUGCUGAUGGUACAGUUGGCCGAAGGGUGAAGCCCUAUAUCAUUGACCUCGGUUCAGGCAACGGAACCUUCUUGAACAAUAAGCGUAUUGAGCCACAGAGAUACUAUGAACUGAAAGAAAAGGAUGUUCUUAAAUUUGGGUUCAGUAGCCGAGAGUAUGUUUUGCUCCACGAGUCAUCGGACACCUCUGAAGUAGACAGGAAAGAAGAUGAGGAUGACGAGGAGGAACAGGAAGUGUCAGACAGCUAGCAAACUAAGAAACAAACUGUUGACACCUUUUCCUUCUUGGAAGACUUUGGGAUUGACUCAGAGAGCACCGUGGUGUUCUCUGUAAUGCCUCUUAUUGCCUUAAGUCUUUCCUCUGUUGCUGACCAGCUUAUGUUACAGUUUAAGAACACUGACUUCGGUUUCGUUGAACUUUUUUCUGUGGAACAUUAGC
This is a messenger RNA of Tupaia belangeri chinensis (Chinese tree shrew), 1345 nucleotides long. RefSeq names its product Smad nuclear interacting protein 1 (gene SNIP1). NCBI's taxonomy places the organism in Eukaryota, Metazoa, Chordata, Mammalia, Scandentia, Tupaiidae. Gene Ontology annotation, molecular function: protein binding. The record is from RefSeq and is a predicted model, not a curated record.